Poecilia latipinna (sailfin molly) is the source of this 637-nucleotide messenger RNA. Its product is annotated as pleckstrin homology-like domain family B member 1. The record is from RefSeq and is a predicted model, not a curated record. The coding region runs from base 159 to 605 and encodes 148 amino acids. NCBI's taxonomy places the organism in Eukaryota, Metazoa, Chordata, Actinopteri, Cyprinodontiformes, Poeciliidae. Gene Ontology annotation, biological process: regulation of microtubule cytoskeleton organization. Gene Ontology annotation, cellular component: basal cortex. Gene Ontology annotation, molecular function: protein binding. The transcript is spliced from 4 exons.
AGCUUUAAAUCAAAAGACGAUUCCACACACACACACACACACACACACACACACACACACACACACACACACACACACACACACUGCAGUGUGUAAGCUGUCCGGGGCAAUAAGGCUCACUCUGAUAGGAUUCAGUCAGUCAGCAGCAGCUCUCUGCCAUGGAGGCCAUGCACAUGCUGGACAACUGGAGACAGGAUCUUCAUGUGUCGCAGGGAGACGUGGACAACUCCGUGGACAUGGAUCGCUUCAACAGGAACAUGCCUGAGCUUGGGCGAAAAACUCACCAGGUGUUACAGAGUACCCCACUGGAUUUAAUAGAGACUGGAAAGGAGCUGAAGUUUCAAGCAGAGCGCCCCCACCUGGUCAGCCUGGGCAGUGGACGACUGAGUACAGCAAUCACCUUGCUGCCUCUGCCUGAGGGCUGCACCAUUCUGGGGUACGGUGCCGUGGACAUCAACAUCCAGGGCCCUGGUGUGGCAGCACAGCACUGCUACAUCGAGAACAAGUCAGGUGUCAUCACGCUGCAUCCUUCUGGGAACCUCUGUGCUGUUGACGGGCUCCAGGUCCAACAGCCUACCCGUCUGUCACAAGGUAUGGAUCUGUGACUCUCUACUAAAAGCAGCCAUUUUACCGCCCA